Molecule: messenger RNA, 1401 nt
Organism: Charadrius vociferus (killdeer)
Lineage: Eukaryota; Metazoa; Chordata; Aves; Charadriiformes; Charadriidae
Product: inositol 1,4,5-trisphosphate receptor-interacting protein-like 1
Exons: 1
Coding region: 1-1401 (466 amino acids)
Cellular component (GO): membrane
Source: RefSeq, a predicted model, not a curated record
AUGCAGCAGCGUGAGGAGCACCUGAGCCGGGAGAUGGCUCGGCUGCUGCGGGAGCUGGAGCAGAGCUCCUCUGCCUGGGGAGACCUGCUCUUCGCUACCUUGCAGCAGUGGCAGUUGUGGGCGGUUGCUGCAGUCCUGGUCCUGCUCUUUGGACUCUGCUGGUGGCUCUGGAAAAGCAGCCAUCAGCCAAAAAGCGGCAGUGAGGAGGAGAGCUCUACCAGAAAUACAGAGCUCAAGGAGGAGGAAAGUGAAGAAGAAGAUUCUGAUGAAGAGAGGGAUCUGUUCAGGAUUUUUGGAAAUCACUUGCUGUGGUCAGUGCAGAGCCUGUCCCACAAGAGCCAAGUGGUCGAGGACCUGGUGGAUGACCUCCUCGCUGUCCUCCAAGAGAACUUGGCAACAAGUUUCUUUCCAGUCCUGCACCCAGCUAUCGGGGUGGGCAGCACAUUUGAAGGUUGGAGUCCCCGUGAGUAUGAUGCUGUCUACCGCCUGCUUGUGCCCCUGAAGCCUCCCCACGGGCACACCUUCCACCUGGAGCUGGGCACUGCGAGGCAGACACCAGAAAAGAACUCCCGCAUCCGUGUGGAACUGGAAUGUACGUGCAUGAGGGACCAGCUGGUGGAGAACAGGCUGUGCUUCCUCCACCACCCCCAGGAGGAGCUGAGGAGAAACCCGGCUGCCAGCCUCCUAGGCACCCUCUGCACAGGCUCAUACUUAGAUGCAGUGAAAACUGCCCAGUGGUUCCAGAACCUGGUGAGGUCAGCCUGGCGGGAGGAGCCUCCGUCUCGUCUCUACAGUAUGAAGUUGUUGCCCUCCAGUCGCUCCUGCAAGCUCCAACUGACCAAUGAUUCUGGGAGAAACCUUUUCAUUGAGAUGGUGUUUGGGGUGCAGCAAGGUGACUCGGACAUCUUCCUGAGCAGCCACACUACAGAGGACACCAUCCCAAGCACAAUGUGGGCAGAGAGCUAUGCUGUGGCAGAGGUGAAAUUCUUCAGGCAUAUCGCCACACAGGCUCCACACGACACCUUCCACCUCAAAUGCCUGCAGCUCUAUGCCGGUAUCUUGGUGGACACAGGCAUUUCCAGCUAUAUCUUGAAGACAGUUGCCAUGCACCUCCUGAACACCAUACCCCUGGCAAACUGGAGCAGGACAGAAUUCCUGAUGCGGCUGGAGGAUAUCCUGCAGUACCUGCACAGCUGCCUGGAGGACAAACGCCUCGACCACUUCUUCUUUGGCAAUGAGAACAUUCCUGAGGACAUCAUCUUACCCCCAGACUUCCAAACAGCAGAGCCGAUCAACCUCCUCCAGCACCUGGUGGAGGACCAGGCUGCCCACGCCAGGGCAGUAUGUGAGUUCAACGAAAUUCAAGAUGAGCUCGUCAGACUGCUCUUCCACGGAUGGUGA